AUGGCAGAACAGUGGCGGGCCAUUGUGGAGCAGGAGCACUGGCAGUGCGACGACAAUGUCGAGUUGAAAGGAGACGUUGCUCGCAUUGCGAGGCUUCAGUACAGUGAAGCGCAACAACUGGGAGAGACUGAGGGCUUCACACGGAUUGUGCAUCUUCUCGAUCAACUGCUUCGACGGUGCGAGGCCGACAAAGUAUGGCGCCCAAGCUUUGAGAAGCUGAAGCUACACCACGUGCUCGAUGACCUGUGUUUGGACCCGCACACCCAGACGGAACUCCUCAAGGGCAUCGGAGGAUGCCUUCACGCAGACGUGGAGCGUGAAUGCGCGCAUCGCGAGGUGACCAUUGAUCUGCCUGGGAGGAGGUUGGCCCUCAAUCUACCGGAGGAUGUGAAGCCACCUCGCGUGCAGGAGCUGGUUGCAGAGAUCUGGAACUGCCAGCCAAGCCAAAUCCGCAUUGUCACUGAUGUCGGCCCCCACCGACCACUCCCGCAAGCCGACCUGCACAUGGUCAAGAAGCCGAUCGGGAGGAGGGGCUCGGUCAUGGAUUUCGCCAUGGAAAUGGACGCCUGGCCAGAGGACGACCUCAAACAAGAAUUGAUCGGCUUCAUUCAGAAUCUAGAUCAUCGGCCCCUCUCCAGCACGCCGGACCAGACGUGGGGCAGCUCCGGAGAGCUAGCCGCGAUGGUGGCGGAGAUCUCCGGCUUGCUACAGCCUCGGAUCACGAGGGGGCCGAAGAGCGACGUGCAGAGUGAGAUGUACGAAGAGAUACUGAACCUCUUGCGCGAUCACCUCAGAGACAAGCCGAGCACCACGCCGGCGCAGAUGUUGGAGGUGCUGAAGUCUUUCUGA
Symbiodinium natans is the source of this 849-nucleotide messenger RNA. The record is from the annotation of a GenBank genome assembly. NCBI's taxonomy places the organism in Eukaryota, Dinophyceae, Suessiales, Symbiodiniaceae.